This is a messenger RNA of Octodon degus (degu), 1661 nucleotides long. It is a transcript of the gene Duoxa2, whose product is annotated as dual oxidase maturation factor 2. The record is from RefSeq and is a predicted model, not a curated record. Lineage: Eukaryota; Metazoa; Chordata; Mammalia; Rodentia; Octodontidae. Gene Ontology annotation, biological process: protein transport. Bases 593 to 1555 code for a protein of 320 amino acids. The transcript is spliced from 6 exons. Gene Ontology annotation, cellular component: endoplasmic reticulum membrane.
UCCACUCACCCCUAUCAGGGAGCACCUAUGCAGAAAGGGCAAGGCUUGGGAAGGUCAGGUCCCAAACUCUGGUCCCGCCUCAGUAGUCGAGCCUCUUUUCUUGUUAUCUUUGCUUCUCUGCUCUGGUUCUUGCCUCUAGUCCAGUCCUAGAUCCUCAGCUCUCCCAGUUGCACUGUCACCUUCUUCCAGGGUGCCCAGUCUCCCUGGUGCAUGGGUACCGCCUCUGGCAGACAGGCGGUAGGUGUGAAUAUCUACACCUCGGGCUUCCCUCCCGCGAUAGAGGUGGACCCUAAUUUGCAUAUUACCCACCCUUCAUUUGCAUGACCUCUGCCAGGCUGUGACCCUGGGGUUUGGCUGGGACAACAACUACAUGCUGCUCCUGAGCCUAUAUAAGGGGUUUGGGUCCCUCUGGAGCGGGCACAGCCCAGAAAGCAGCUGGGCCACAACCACUGAGAAAUAAUUCUGCUUGCUGGCUCAGCUCAGAGCGUGUCAGGACAGCCAGACUCUGAGUACUUCCUUAGUUCACAGACUCAAUCACCGUGCUCAGCGGGGAACCCAAUUUGCUCCUGUGAGGCGCUGGAUCUGCAGCAGGAUGACACUGUGGAAUGGCGUGCUGCCCUUUUACCCCCAGACCCAGCAUGCGGCGGGCUUCAGCGUCCCGCUGCUCAUCGUCAUCGUGGUGUUCUGCGCCCUGGCUGCAAGCUUCCUGCUCAUCCUGCCCGGGAUCCGGGGCCACUCGCGCUGGUUCUGGUUGGUCAGAGUGCUGCUCAGUCUGUUCAUAGGGGGAGAAAUUGUGGCCGUGCACUUCAGUGGGGAGUGGUUCGUGGGCAGCGUGUGGACCAACACGUCCUACAAAGCCUUCAGUGCCGAGCGUGUUCGAGCCCGCGUCGGCCUGAACGUGGGCCUGGUGGGCUUUAAUAUCACGUUAAGAGGAACCCCAGUGCAGCAGCUGAACGAGACCAUCGACUAUAACGAGCAGUUCACCUGGCGCCUGGACGAAGAUUACCACCGCGAGUACGUGCGCGCGCUGGAGAGGGGGCUGCCCGACCCGGUGCUGUACCUGGCCGAGAAGUUCACGCCCGGCAGCCCCUGCGGGCUGUACCGCCAGUACCAGCUGGCGGGACACUACGCGGCCGCCACGCUGUGGGUGGCGUUCUGCUUCUGGGUCCUCUCCAACGCGCUGCUGUCCAUGCCCGCCCCGCUCUACGGCGGCCUGGCGCUCCUGGUCACCGGCUCCUUCGCGCUCUUCGCCGUCUUCUCCUUCGCUUCGGUCUCCAGCGUGCCCUGGUGCCAGUUCCGCCUCGGCUCCGCCGCGCUCACGCCUGGCUACGGAGCCGCCUUCUGGCUCACGCUGGCUACGGGCAUCCUGUGCCUGCUGCUCGGAGGGGCCGUGGUGCUUCUCCACUACGCCUGGCCCAGCGGCCUUCGCGCCGUGCUGGACCAGAGCUCCCCGGACUGUGGCACCCAGGCGAGGGCGGGCUCGUCUCUUAUCCUCAGCAACCCACUGAAUCAGCAGUUCGCACCCCCGGACUCGAAGAUCACCACUAAACUUUGAAGGGCACCCACCCCUGGACUCUGCCCCACUGCGGACUUCGCGCGCUGGCGGACAGUGGGCGGGGGACCCCGAGGGGCUCCAGGAUGCGGCACCCGGGACUGGCUGC